This is a messenger RNA of Pieris rapae (cabbage white), 795 nucleotides long. RefSeq lists its product as uncharacterized. NCBI's taxonomy places the organism in Eukaryota, Metazoa, Arthropoda, Insecta, Lepidoptera, Pieridae. The record is from RefSeq and is a predicted model, not a curated record. The transcript has a single exon. The coding region runs from base 241 to 582 and encodes 113 amino acids.
UGACUAAGCAAUUUUUUCUGUCUUCUUCUGUUCUUUAUGUCUGUUUAUAUAUGCCUUUAUAAAUUUUGAAUAUAUGUCUUACAUUCCCAAUAAGUAUUUAAGUAAUAGCAAAAAUAAAACAAUAUUAUUUAAACUUAGUUUUCUUCAAAUUCUUUCGCCAUGUAACCCCGACAUAACAGCAUCGACCUCAUACCGCUUUGCUAGUGUAAGCUUUACACAUUCAUAAACCAAGCAACAAACAUGUCUCUCAAAGUAUUCAUAUUAGUGUCCGCUUUAAUAGUAAUAGUGAAUUGUAAAAGUGUGAUAGUGGGCCAAAUAUUCGAUCAUAAUAAUUAUGUAAGGAAAGUGCAUGAAAGGACUGUCGAGGCCCAUGCUAUUCCAUUAUUUAAAAGGGAAGAAGAAGUGCAGUUCGAGUAUCCAAUCGCCGAUCAGAAGAUCAAAGGAAUUGCUAUAAAGGAUUUGGAGAAUGGUCUAGCUGAACCUUCGAUAACAAGAGGUGGAAUUGGUUUCAGUUUCGUUAAUAUUAAACUGAAGAGUGAAAGGGGAUCUGGUUAUAAGUUCCUCAUAGAAAUUUAUGCAUAGAUUAUAUUUUAAUAAAGAAACAAAACAGCACAGAAAAUUAAAUGGCCACUUCUACAUCUGAUUUUAUGUUUUAUAUUUGGGUGAUCCAAUCUUAGAGUGAGUGAGAUUGUAUAAGUUCGAUUGUAAUACUAUUCGUAAUAUGUCACGUGUUUAAGAAUGUUGAAUGCCUUGAAAUUGGAUCAUAUGAGAUUAAAAUGAACUUGAAUAUUUUUA